This is a messenger RNA of Dictyostelium purpureum, 852 nucleotides long. RefSeq lists its product as uncharacterized. The transcript has a single exon. The record is from RefSeq and is a predicted model, not a curated record. NCBI's taxonomy places the organism in Eukaryota, Evosea, Eumycetozoa, Dictyosteliales, Dictyosteliaceae. The coding region runs from base 1 to 852 and encodes 283 amino acids. Gene Ontology annotation, molecular function: iron ion binding; heme binding; monooxygenase activity.
AUGGACGGUUUAUUCGAAGUGUUAUCAAAAACUCAAGGAAAACCAUUAUUAAACAGUCAUCUCUUUGGUUUGUUCUUUGGUCUAUAUCAUAAACUAACCGGUUUAAAGAUACUGAAUAAACCCUAUAGAAUUAUAAAAAAUAAGCUUGUUGACCCACAUUACCAAACUAUAGAUAGAAAAAAACCAAGAGAUACCAUCGACGAAUUAAUAUUACUAAAUGAAAGUUACCCACCAGAACAGCAAUUUGAGCACAACAUUUUAGCACCAAUUUUAGAUUUUUUUAAUGCAGGACUCAACUCUACAAGUAUUUUAAUGGAAUGGUUUUUAUUAAUAAUGGCAAACCACCCAGAGGUACAAGAAAAAAUCUACAGUGAAAUAUCAAAGCUUGAUAAAAACUUCAUCUCCAUUAAAAACCGUUAUGAAACACCCUUCCUCAACUCUGUUCUUUAUGAAGUCAUUAGAUAUAGGAUCGGUACAUCAACUGCCCCAAGAGUUGCAAAAGAGGAUAUAGAGGUCGAUGGUUAUUUUAUUCCAAAGGGCGCCGCUGUAGCAAUAAUUACAUCAUCUAUUUUUAUGGAUGAAGAUUACUGGGAAGAUCCCCAACAAUUCAAACCUGAUCGUUUUAUCGGUGAACCAAAGGGUCAUAUGGAAAGAAUCUUGCUCUAUGGUAUUGGAAAAAGACAAUGUGUAGGUAAAAACCUUUCCAACGAUAUUAACUACUUGUUCUGCUCCAAUAUGAUUUUAAAUUUCAAAAUUAGAUCAUCAACAAAUCAAAUUAUUGAUGACUCGCCAAACUUUAGAUUGAAUUCAAUUCCUAAAUCCCACAGUUUAGUUUUAGAAAAAAGAUUAUAA